Messenger RNA from Fusarium venenatum, 210 nucleotides. The record is from RefSeq and is a predicted model, not a curated record. NCBI's taxonomy places the organism in Eukaryota, Fungi, Ascomycota, Sordariomycetes, Hypocreales, Nectriaceae.
AUGGCUCCAAGGGCUAAACCUGAAGGCAAAGGAAAAGCAGCGGCUAUUGCCGACAAUGCUGAUGCUAAUGCGGCUUCUGACGAAGGUAUGGAACUCGAUUCGUUCUUGGCUCGUUGUAAUGACGAAAAGAACAAGACUCUACAGAAGCUGCCUCCGGUCCUGUCCCGGAUUGUGUACCCUCAGGAAUGCAAGACUCAUCGACUUUACUAA